This is a messenger RNA of Cajanus cajan (pigeon pea), 2857 nucleotides long. RefSeq names its product Transducin/WD40 repeat-like superfamily protein (gene NEDD1). Gene Ontology annotation, biological process: cell plate assembly; regulation of microtubule nucleation; regulation of mitotic spindle organization. The record is from RefSeq and is a predicted model, not a curated record. Gene Ontology annotation, cellular component: kinetochore microtubule. Gene Ontology annotation, molecular function: protein binding; gamma-tubulin complex binding. NCBI's taxonomy places the organism in Eukaryota, Viridiplantae, Streptophyta, Magnoliopsida, Fabales, Fabaceae.
GAAGAGUAUAUAAAGGCGCCCACUCUACUUUUUCUUCGUUCAAAUUUUUCACUCUCUUUUUCUCUCUCUUUGUUUGAGGGGUUGUCGUAGGGUUUCUAAUUCUCACUUUUGAAAUCUAAAUCGGGAAUGUAACCCUCGCAAAAGCACUUCGCCUAAAUUCCUCAAAUUCCAAUUCAAAUUCAAAUUCAAAUUCGGUCCAUUUCUGGAUCCGUCAAUGGCGUUGUUGGCGGCAAGUGGCGGCGACACCGUCAAACUGUUCGACGCCUCCGCCGUGAAGCCCGGUGUGUAUACGCCCGGCGAUCCUUGCGCCCUCACCUUCACCCCUUCUCCCGGUUCCCAAGUCAAUUCAGUCAAGUGGAACCACACCAAUUUGGUUGUGGCCAGUGCUGGAGACGAUAAGAAGAUCUCGUUGUGGCGCAAGAAUGGCCAAAGCAUGGGGACCAUUCCCGUCGCCGGCACUGAUAGUGGAGAUAACAUUGAGGAAUCUAUAAUGGCUAUCAGCUUCAGUAACAAGGCAUCCAGAUAUGUUUGUUCUGGAGGAACGGGUCAAAUUGUAAGGAUAUGGGAUUUACAAAGGAAACGCUGCAUUAAAUGGCUAAAGGGUCAUACUAAUACUGUAACAGGUGUGAUGUACAAUUGUAAGGAUGAACAUUUGGCUUCUAUCAGCCUUAGUGGAGACCUAAUGCUUCAUAACCUCGCUUCUGGACAAAAGGCUGCUGAGCUCAAAGAUCCCAAUCAACAGAUGUUGAGAGUUCUUGAUUAUUCUCGAGUUAGUCGUCACCUUCUUGUGACUGCUGGUGACGAUGGGACAGUACAUUUGUGGGAUACAACUGGUCGCAGCCCUAAGGUUUCAUGGAUAAAGCAGCAUUCUGCACCAACUGCUGGUAUUAGCUUCUCUUCAUCCAAUGACAAGAUCAUUGCUAGUGUUGGCCUUGAUAAAAAGUUAUACAUUUAUGAUUCUGGAUCUAGAAGACCAUCAUCUUGCAUUUCUUAUGAAGCACCUUUCUCUUCGUUGGCCUUUAGAGAUGAUGGUUGGAUGCUGGCUGCUGGAACUAGCAAUGGGCGUGUGGCAUUCUAUGAUAUUCGUGGAAAACCACAACCUGUUGCUGUUCUUCAUGCUUAUGGUAGUUCAGAGGCUGUUUCAAGCUUAUGCUGGCAAAGGUCUAAACCAGUUAUUGUUGAUGAAAGAAAUUGCACUGCUGAGACUGCACUUGUGGGAGAUACAGUUGAAGAUUCAAUACUUAUGCCUGAUCCUUUGCCUUCUGCAACUUCAUCAAACCUUUCUCUAUCUACAUCAGUGUCAGUUACUAGGAACUCUGGUCGGCUGGGUGCCUCCUUUGAUGCUUCUUCACUUACAUCAUCCGGCAGUGGUUUUACAUCAAGCAUGCUAAAUGCAUCUGCCGGAGAAGAAACUCCACAACGAAACCAUUUAUGGCCAGGUGGAACCCUGUCAAGGUUGCAUGCUCCGCGUGGUAGUUAUAACUUUAAGGAUGACAUGGAGGUAUUCUCCCCUCUUGUGGAUGUUCAACCAUUAACACCCUCACUAUGGGAUGAAAAUGGGAUAAAGAAGGAUAAUUUAUUUGCUGAUAGGAAGCCUUUGUUGUUUCCGUCAUCUAGUAGAAGAUUUUCAAAUUCUGAGGAAGGAAUCAGUGAUAAUCCAAUGUCUGAUUGGAAAUCUGGCUCAACUGCCAAGCAGGAUAUAACUCAAUCUUCCUUUCCACUUGUUGGCUCAACUCCUCCUCCAUCAUCAAAGAAUGAAGAUUCUUCUAUCACUCCUCCAGAAGCCUGGGGUGGUGAGCGGUUAAGUGAUAAAUAUGCUUAUACACGUCAGCCUGUUAGUGGACCAUCUCGUUUAGGGAUGUUGGCUUCUGGUGGUCAGACAGCAGGAUCCAUGUUAUCUGGAUUGCAAGAUACAUCCUCAUCUGUGGGUGUUAGCUCAUAUACCAGUUCAAGCCUAAAUUUUGCAAAUUUACGCACCAAGGAUGCCUCUACAAGCCAGGAGACUUCCUUUGGGUUUACUGAUCACAUGUUCUCUACUUCUUUGCCUUUGUCUAAUAUCAAUACAAAAUCCAGCCUUGGACAAGCAAACAUUGAUUCCCCAAAAAUCCUUGAUUCCCCAAGAAUGUCGUCUUUUUCUCGAAGAUUUUCUACAUAUGCAGAAAGAAUAAGCACUACAUCUACCUUCAGCGAUGGGGUGUCCCAUUCAGUUGGCUCACCUAAGAUUAAGAAAUCAGGAGCAGAAACCAGAGAAGAACUUCUAAAUAGCUUACUGUUGAAGUCUGAUACAUCUGGUCCCACAGAAUCUGGCACAUUACCACUGACAAGUGGAGUAACCUCACAACAGAAAGCAUCUCAGUCAGAUGCACAAGGAUCUUCAUUUACACUUCAGCUUUUUCAACGGACCCUGGAAGAAUCUCUGGAUUCCUUUCAGAAAUCCAUACACGAGGAUAUGAGAAACCUUCAUAUUGAAAUUUUAAGACAGUUUCAUAUGCAACAGACGGAAUUUUCAUCUGUAAUGAAUUCUUUUAUGGAGAACCAAGCUGAGUUGAUGAAAGAAGUGAUGUCUCUUCGUAAGGAAAACCAGCAGCUGAGACAAAUGCUUUGAUAGGGUGUGAAUAAGCUUUGCGACAUUUUUGUUUGGGAGGGUGCCUUUGUCCUAUCUUGUGGGGUCUUUUGUUUCUUUUACAAACUAACAGUUGGUGUAUGGCCUUCUGUCGUCAUCUUGAUUGCUUCUCUUAGUUUUAGUUGGUGGUGGUUGAAGAAAAAUAUCAUGAGAGAAUUGCUUUGUACUAAUAGGGAUUUGAAAAUGUACAGGAUGGUGAUUUUUCCAAUUACAGGAGCAUUGUUGAGUGAUCUA